This is a messenger RNA of Trichosporon asahii var. asahii CBS 2479, 999 nucleotides long. RefSeq lists its product as uncharacterized. The record is from RefSeq and is a predicted model, not a curated record. The transcript is spliced from 2 exons. The coding region runs from base 1 to 999 and encodes 332 amino acids. NCBI's taxonomy places the organism in Eukaryota, Fungi, Basidiomycota, Tremellomycetes, Trichosporonales, Trichosporonaceae.
AUGACGUCCCGCGAAACACCCACACCGUCUCUCACGAGCUCCAUUGGCCCAGCCACGGUCACAACUAAGGAGCAUUCUACCGCCGCUCAACAUCUGCAAACCAAGCCCACAAAUUGGCCGAGUGGUAAUGGCCAGUUAGUUGCUCGACAGGGCGGAGUCCGCAUACCGCAAGCGUCGCUUUCAAGCGAGGAUGACGCUGAGAGAACGGUGACUGGAAAUGAUGGCCUCUGUGUGUACGACCCCGUGUUAAACAUGUCUUGGUGUUCCGGCUUUGUAUCGACCGCUGGCCGGUCCAGCACAAGAAGGUCCAGCUCUUCUGGUGACGAUCUGACCAUCACCGAAGUCAGAACUUACUACGACUACUCUUACGCAACCAUCACCGAGACCUUUACGUCCACUACGCGUUCCUCCUCGAGAAGCUCCAGCAAUACUCGCAGCAGCUCAGCCCGCUCAAGCUCAAGCCGCUCUAGUAGAUCAGGCAGUCCCACAUCGGCAUUCAACGACGCUCCUCCGGUACCUGCCCCUCUGUCUCCCAAGGCGAGAGCUGGCAUCGCGGAGCGCUUCGAAGUGGACGAGUCUCUCAUCGUAACCCCGCACACUGAAACUGCUCCCCGCCCAUCUGAAGUCGAACGGCCCCUCUCGGCCGCCUUCUCGACUCUGUCGUGCGACACCAACCGGCCCCUGCCUGCACUGCCCCUCGUAGACGGUACUCGGCCACUGGGCAAUGAAAUGAGGGAGGUAACCACCCCGGGAAGCUCCUCACUGUCUGCCUCAAAAGUUCUGGCUGCCGCUGGAUCGUCUUCUAUGAUGCCUAAGACUAUUGCAAGCUCCACAUCGACAGCGAAGAUACCGCCAGGAAAUGCCCCAGAGUCGGUCAUCUCGCCUGUUCACCCCUCUGCAGUUGACGACACGGAUAUGGACGCUCCCCCACAGUAUGAUCCCCGGUGGUCAGCUGAGCGAAGCAUGCUCAGCAGCAGUCCUAUGAUGAUGAGGCCCUAA